AUGCCUGCUCGUUUAACACAAGAUUUGCGCAACACUCUCCAAUCCUUGCUCCAACGUGGUCUUUCGUUCUCAAAGAUAAGAAAUUUGUAUUCAGGAGUGGGUAACUCUACUCUUACAAGGCUCAGAAAACUAUAUUGCCCUGACACAGCUAGACCUCUUGGCGGAAGACCGAAAAAACUUGGUGCUAAAACUAUGUCCCUAGUGUCAAGAGAACUUCGAUCAGCGGAGGAGCCUGGUUAUGGUACUACCAUUAUUGAAGACGCAAUAAACUCGGGCUUGUUUGUCGAUAUUUCGAAGACAUCAUUGAACGACACUCUUGAGCACUUUGGGAAGACACCAUCUGAUGUGCGAAUUCAACAAGACAUAGCAACACCGCAUGCCUCCGGCAUUACUAAGCGAUGGUUCACCGACAAUGGGUUUAACCUAGACAAAAUUAUGAAUUGGCCACGCCAAAGUCCCAAUCUUAAUCCCAUUGAACAUGUCUGGCAUCUCCUAAAGCUUCGUCUUAAUAGGUAUCCCACUAGGCCCUCUACAAAAGAAGAAUUAGAGCGGCGUAUUAACAUUCAGUAA
Molecule: messenger RNA, 570 nt
Organism: Mucor velutinosus
Lineage: Eukaryota; Fungi; Mucoromycota; Mucoromycetes; Mucorales; Mucoraceae
Gene: GDH3
Product: NADP-dependent glutamate dehydrogenase
Exons: 2
Coding region: 1-570 (189 amino acids)
Molecular function (GO): nucleic acid binding
Source: RefSeq, a predicted model, not a curated record